Messenger RNA from Penicillium cinerascens, 339 nucleotides. RefSeq lists its product as uncharacterized. The record is from RefSeq and is a predicted model, not a curated record. Bases 1 to 339 code for a protein of 112 amino acids. The transcript has a single exon. NCBI's taxonomy places the organism in Eukaryota, Fungi, Ascomycota, Eurotiomycetes, Eurotiales, Aspergillaceae.
AUGGGCUACAGACGCAGCUCCGGUUCGAAUCGCAAUGAUGAGCCAAGAUGUUUAUGGGAUGACCCGGUUACCGGCGGUGCAGACGCAAAUUGGCGGGGUGACUUCGGACUCGGUGCAGUGUCGAUUUGGGUAGUGAUGUCCGGUAAGCGUCGGGGAUAUCGCGGCUACGCAGAUGCCAACCCGAGAAAGGACUGGGCCUCUCAGGCUCAUUCGCAGGUCGAAACCAUCCUGAGAUGCAGCCAAGCAACUCACCGCCGUCAACAAGUCGAGGCUGAAGCUUUAACUCGCCGGUCUGCAUCGACGUCGAACCUUUGUGGCUUACUGCAGUCGGCAGGGUGA